GGGAAGACAAUUCAGCUCCGAUUGUUCAAGGGUUAUGGGAAGAUCGUUUAAUUCUUGGAUUACCCAGCUGAGCUUGUAUGAGAUGACAAGACAUAGCACAUGCCAGACAUGGCUGUCCUGUUAAAAAGAGUGACCAGCACACCCCAUGAAGCUCUGUGGGCUAAUUAACACACACUGGCUUGGCAUUACAUGUGAACCAGGUCAGUGUCUAAUUUAGGUUACAAAUGGCUUAUUGCACACAUGCAAAAUUACAUUCUGUUCAUGAUCUUUCUUUCUUUUUUUGUUCUAGGUCUUGAUGAUUGCCUGCAGCAGUAUAUCAAGAAUUUUGAGAGAGAGAAGAUUGGUGGUGACCAGCUACUGCGCAUCACUCACCAAGAACUGGAGGAUCUGGGAGUUACUCGAAUUGGCCAUCAAGAACUUAUCUUGGAAGCAGUUGACCUACUCUGUGCAUUGAACUAUGGAUUGGAAACUGAAAACCUGAAAACACUUUCUCACAAGCUAAAUGCAUCUGCCAAAAAUCUUCAGAACUUUAUCACAGGAAGGAGGAGGAGUGGUCACUACGAUGGUAGAACAAGCAGAAAAUUACCGAAUGAUUUCCUUACCUCAGUGGUGGAUCUGAUUGGAGCAGCAAAAAGUCUCCUUGCUUGGCUGGACAGAUCACCUUUUGCUGCUGUGACAGAUUAUUCUGUAACAAGAAAUAAUGUCAUACAGCUCUGUCUUGAAUUAACAACAAUUGUACAGCAG
Messenger RNA from Varanus komodoensis (Komodo dragon), 744 nucleotides. RefSeq names its product connector enhancer of kinase suppressor of ras 2-like. Gene Ontology annotation, molecular function: protein binding. The record is from RefSeq and is a predicted model, not a curated record. NCBI's taxonomy places the organism in Eukaryota, Metazoa, Chordata, Lepidosauria, Squamata, Varanidae. The transcript is spliced from 3 exons. The annotation marks the transcript as partial.